Messenger RNA from Lasiodiplodia theobromae, 1341 nucleotides. RefSeq names its product Zinc finger C2H2-type protein. Lineage: Eukaryota; Fungi; Ascomycota; Dothideomycetes; Botryosphaeriales; Botryosphaeriaceae. The record is from RefSeq and is a predicted model, not a curated record. The coding region runs from base 1 to 1341 and encodes 446 amino acids. The transcript is spliced from 2 exons.
AUGGACGGCCAACGGAAGUCCGAGGAGCGCAAGGACGCCGUGCCUCCUCGCAGCAACGGCAAAGAGCCAUCCAUGUCGUCCAGAAUAGCUGCCUCGGCUUCAGGCCUCGCCAAAGACAUGCUCGGGAAUGCAAGCGCCGACGAAGCCCAGUCAGCCUUCGCCUCAGGAUCUGGACUCUCCAGGAAGCUUCAGAGCAGCACCGCAGCCGCAGGGCCUUCGACCUGGUCGCAAAUGCUGCCGUCCAGGCAGAACGGGUCGUCAUCACGUGCAAGCAAUGGGAGCGGUGAAAGCUUCAGGUCUCAGGAGGGGUUCCGGUCCAGUUCGACCCAGCACGGCUCGGAGGAGUCUCAUUUCGAACUUGACGUGGCCGGCAUUGACUUCCCGGACUUUACUUUCGACGAGUUCCUCGGGGUCGACCGUAAGGAGGAGAAACGUGCGGCACAUUGGGCCCGGGAUUUUCAAAACGAUGAAAAGGAAGGCUACCACCCCCAAGAAGCAAAAUUUGAGCUGGGGUUCGCCUCUAACGGACAUGUUGAAUACGACGACGGUGCUGAAGUCCGGUUACUGCUUGCCGAUCCCGCCUUCUCCGCCGAAGAUGCGGCAGACUCGCUGAUGGCGGAUCCCACGCCAGAGACGGUCAAUGACCUUUUCAGCCAAGACUUCUCCACCGAGGAGAAGGAAAUAGUUGACAAGAUCAAGUCGACCCUUCCUGCGCCACCACAGCACAACCGAGUCUCGCCGGAGAACCCGUUGAACCUCCGCCCGGAAUUCGCCUCGUUGUCCGCAUCCAAUCCGCAGCUGGAGGAAGAGAUCAGAGAGCUGUCCAGAACGCUGGGGUCUGGAGAGGAGGGCGUCAUGGCAUUCACCAAGGCGCAGCGGCAACACUGGUUGGCUGAAUGGGACGAUGUGCUCAACAGCUACACGGAUGAAGUCUGGGGAGAAAUGCUGCCGGUGGUCAAGGCGGCUCGAAGCCAGCUCGAGGAAGUCAAGACAGGGAUGGAUCGCCUUGAUAGUAAGGCUGUAGCGCGGCUGAGGAUGAUCCUGGGCCACGUGGUGGAGACGAAGCAAACGACCUCAUCCAUUCAACAGUACGCAGUACAGCCGCCGUUGCAAGACGACAGCGAAUGGCAGGUUCCAACGUUCCACUGCCCGUACGUCAGCUGUCAUGAGCGAUUCCGCAACGAGGCCGAACUACGGACGCACUCGCAGCAGCACGGCAGCUAUUCGUGCCCGCAUUUCGACUGCGGCGCCCGGUUCGAAGAGGCCAAGGAAUGGGCAGACCACAUCAACCGCUCCCACCAUGGCCUCCUGAAAACCGAAGACGAGGAUGUGGGCGUGUAG